This is a messenger RNA of Rotaria sp. Silwood1, 2541 nucleotides long. Lineage: Eukaryota; Metazoa; Rotifera; Eurotatoria; Philodinida; Philodinidae. The record is from the annotation of a GenBank genome assembly.
AUGAUUAAGAAACAGGUUUUCAAAAACAUUGAAAAUGCAGUUGCCGGUCAUACAAUCAUAACAAGUAAUACAUCAGCUAUUCCAAUUAGCGUUCUUCAGGAAGAACUUCGUCUACCCAAUCGAUUUUUUGGGUUACACUGGAGUGUUCCUGCACAUACUACUCGUUCUGUCGAAAUUAUUUGUGGAAACACUAGUGAUCAAGAACAAGCCAAAUGGUUGUAUCAACUAUCACAUUUUUGGGGCAAAGAGCCGAUGCUCUUACGAAAGGACAUUCGAGGUUUCAUUCGGAAUCGUCUCAUGUAUGCUUUGUAUCGGGAAGCAUUCUAUUUGGUCGAAAAUGGAUACAGCUCUAUCGAAGAUGUCGAUCGGGCAUGUCGGAAUGGUCCUGGUAAUUGGAUCACUUUUGCCGGAUGUUUUCGAUGGAUGGAUUUAACUGGUGUACCAGCUUAUCAUGCUGUAAUGCAAGAUUUAUUUCCAACCCUUUGUAAUGGCACAGAAGUACCAAAAUUAAUCGACAAAAUAGUAAAAUCAGGUGGACAAGGUAUAAUAAAUGGUAAUGGUUUUUAUCAAUAUACAACAGAAGAAGCUCGUUUAUGGCAAGAAACACAUCAAGAAUUCAGCUACGAUAUUCGCGAGCUGGCGCAGAAUUUAUUAAUACAAUCUAUUAAUCAUUUUGAACAGAUUCCUAAUGAACUUAUUUAUGAAAUUUUCGAUUUUCUUGAUAUUUCUCAUGUAUAUAAUGCUUUCUCAAAUCUCAAUACACGUUUUGAAAAUCUUCUUACUAAUUCAUCUUUUUGUUUCAAUAUUAAUAUUUCAUCUAUGUCGAAAUCAACUUUUGAACAUUAUUAUACAAAUAUUAUCAAUCCUAAUAAACAUCGAAUUAAAUUACUUCAUUUAUCAAAUCCAUUUACUGUCGAUCGAAUUUUUUCACCAGUUCGUAUUGCAUUAAAAUUUAUUCGUUUAGAAACACUUAUAUUUGAUAAUAUUCAAUCAAAGUAUCUUCCAAAUAUUCUUCAUCAUUUUAUUUCUUUACCCAAUCUUCGUUGUUUAAUUCUUAUUUCAAUUGAUUCUGUUCGUAAUCUUAAUAAUAUUUAUUAUCAAAUAUUUCGUUUACCUACAUUAAAAUAUUGUAAACUUUCAUUGAAAGAACAUGUUGAAUCUCAAUUAUUACCAAUGGCAACAGAUACAAUCAGUCCUAUCGAACAUCUUGUUAUUACUAAUACUAUUUAUUUCUAUGAACUUCUUACACUCUUAUCAUAUGUUCCUCAACUUCGUCGUUUAUCAAUUCAUUGUCUUGAUGGAUCCCGUAAGAAACAAACGAUAUCAUGGUCAACUAUAUUAAAUUAUUUGACACAUAUUUCUUUAAAUAUAAAAAAUAUUACUUCUGAUCAAUUAGAAUCAAUGUUCAAAAAUCUUUUUCAUCAACUUCAAGUUUUACAUAUUUCAACAUCCUAUGAUGAAACAUAUUUAAAUGCAAGUCAAUGGGAAAAAUGGAUUUUAUCAUAUAUGUCAAAUUUACACAUUUUUGAUUUUCAAUAUAUAAAUUCUAUACAAAAUGCUGCUAGUGAUAAUAAUCAAUUGAUAUAUGACGAUGUAAUCAAACAAUUCAGUUCUUUGUUUUGGUCUGAACGAAAAUGGUUUUUUGCGUAUCAUUUUUAUAGAAAAGAAUAUCGAGAUCAUGUAAUAUUCUAUUCAACAGAUCCAUACAGACGAAAACAAUAUACAUUAUAUAAACCAUUGGAUAAAAAAAUUUGUCCACGCCAUCAAGAAACUAAUGUUGAUGUUGUUAAUCAUAUUGAUAUACAAGGUGAACAAGCAAUGAUGAGUUGUAUAAAUUAUUUUUCAAAUCCUACUGAAUUAACUCUUUCUAACAGUUUUUAUGAAAGUCGUAUUUGGCUUCGAGUUAUUCUUAAUCGAAUUAUUUCAUUAAAACAACUUACAAAACUUAUUAUUAAUUGUACAGAUUUUCGAUUUGAUCAGUUUAUUAAUUUAUUACGUUUAACACCAAACAUUCAUACAUUAAUACUUGACUGUCAAUCAAUUAAUUAUAUAGAUACUGUAUCAAUUGAUCAUACUGACAAUUUUCAAUUUGUCUCCAAUACUAAUACAAUUACAAAUAUGAUUAUAAAACGAAUAUCUUCAAUGAAAAAUAUCAAACUCUUUAUUGCUCUAUGUCCUCGAUUACAACAUCUUACUAUUGAUAUAAAUAGUAUGGAUUUUGAACCAAUUGUCGAAUUUUUAUUAUCAAGAAAUAAUUCUCAUACUCGUCAUUUAUUUUCAUUAUGUAUGAAACAUAGAAUAGUCAUUAAACUUGUCAUUAUAUUGGUUUGGGUUAUGAUACUUGAAUUCAUAGAUGAUGAUGAUGACCAUUUAGUAAACGGUAAAAUAGUUGUACUAUUUGCAAAUGAUUCACAAAAUAAAUCUAUACUUGCACAUUGCCUACUUAAUUGUUUCAUAAUUGUAUCAUUGGAUAAACAAAUUGGACGUUUUUCUAAAUCUAAUGAAUCUUUAAAUUUAAAUAGAAAACAAUUACAUGGAUGA